AUGGCCGACCCCGGGCCCUCCCCUGCCACUGCCAUCAUCGACGCGACAUGCUCCGUCUUCGCAAAGACCAGCGCCUACCCCAGCCACGACUACUGCGUGGACGUGCUCUCCACCUCGGACCCGGCCUCCGCGGCCUCCGCCAAGGACGAGCGCGACCUCGCCAUCAUCGCCGCCAACGCCACCGCGCGCAACGUCACGCGUACAGUCGGCCUCAUCGACGACCUGUCCCACGAGCUCGCGAGAUGCUCGGAGUCCUACGCGCGCGACAUGGGCGGCAAGGUCGCCAGCGCCCUCGGCGACCUCGUCGCCGGGCGCAAGCCGGGGGACAAGCUCCUGGACGCGUACAACCUCGGCCCUUCCAACUGCACCCUCGCCGUGAUGCUCAGGUGGGGCUAUUCCAAGGAUCUUCUGGCGCACGAGAACUCGGCCAACGCGGCCCUGGUCCUGCUCGCCAGGAACAUCGCGAGGCUGGUGCCCAACUCGAACAGGACGGCCUCGCCCGCCGCCAUCAUGAACGCGACGUGCUCCUCUUUGUUAUACAACAUGUACCCCGGCUACGACUACUGCGUCGGCGUGCUCUCCUCCUCCGACCCGGCGGCGGCCGCCUCCGCAAGGAGCAGGCGCGAUCUCGCCAUCAUCGCCGCCAACGCCACCGCGCACAACAUCACGUCCACGGUCAAGCUCAUCGGAGGCCUGCUAUCCGACCUCGCCGAGUGCAAGGUUUCCUACCGCCGUAUGGGCAGCGCCGUGGACGGCGCUCUGGGAGACCUCGUCGCAGGACAUGAUGCCCCCGCCGGAGCCGCCAGCAAGCUGGGCGACGCCGCGGGCGACGCGCUCAGCUGUGACAUGGCGAUGUCGAGGAGGAGGGGCGCCGCCAAGAACGUCCUGCACCAGGAGAACUGGCAGAACUUCGUGGCCGCACGCUUCGCUAGUAACAUCGCCUUCCUAGAGUAG
This is a messenger RNA of Triticum turgidum subsp. durum (durum wheat), 954 nucleotides long. Lineage: Eukaryota; Viridiplantae; Streptophyta; Magnoliopsida; Poales; Poaceae. The record is from the annotation of a GenBank genome assembly.